Lodderomyces theae is the source of this 1500-nucleotide messenger RNA. It is a transcript of the gene NUF2, whose product is annotated as kinetochore-associated Ndc80 complex subunit. The record is from RefSeq and is a predicted model, not a curated record. Lineage: Eukaryota; Fungi; Ascomycota; Pichiomycetes; Serinales; Debaryomycetaceae. The transcript has a single exon. Gene Ontology annotation, biological process: mitotic spindle organization; kinetochore organization; attachment of mitotic spindle microtubules to kinetochore. Gene Ontology annotation, molecular function: protein-containing complex binding. Gene Ontology annotation, cellular component: kinetochore; Ndc80 complex. The coding region runs from base 1 to 1500 and encodes 499 amino acids.
AUGAGAAGACAAAGCACUAUUGCUGCUACUCCAGUUAGAGGAGUAAGACCACUAGCUAAAAAAGACGCAUUUCCAUACUUGGAUACCAGAGAGAUAACCUCAUGCCUAUUGGAGUGUGAUUUCAACGUCUCGUUAGAUCUAGUUGCAAAACCAACCAGCGAGUUCAUUAUCAGCUUGUUUACUCAUUUCCUUGAGGUGUUUAUGGGAAUUGACAAUUUGUACGAUCGAUCAAAGGAUCAAGCAAAGAGAAGGUUGCAAGUGUUGAAAAGAUGGAAUAACGAGCCAGCAGCAGGAACAAACGCAGAAGGUCCUGAUCCCAAUGGUGGUGCCGUUGACGCUGACAUAGCCGAGGAGGAUGAUAUUGAUCCAACACCUACGGAUGAGAUCCUCACAAUGUAUAGGUGUUGCCGAAAGUUUUUCCACAACAUUGGCGUGGAGGAUCUCUCACUUUUAGACUUGACGCGUCCAGAGGGAGCGAGCACGAGGCGAUUACUAAGUGCUGUUGUAAACUACCUACGUUUUAGAGAAGGCAUCUCGUCGGAAUACGAUGAGCUAGCUCAGGAAGCAGAUGCCACAACUAAUCGGAUACAACAACUACAAGAGGAAAAUGAGGCACGUGUUUCACAAAUCAAUGAUUUGCAGAGGAGAUUGACGUUUGAAGAUGACGGACGCAGUGAUGUUCCUAGACACGAGUUGCAACACGUUCUCAAUUACAACAGAAAAUUGGAGUCCAAGCUUCGUCAGCUUAAGGAGACUCAAGAGAGGUUAACCAAUCAACAUGACGACUAUAAGACAGAGAAAAAUACUCUAGCACAGAGGCUCAACGACAUUGGUUACAGGUGCGAUGAGACGACUGGCGAAAUUGAAAACUUGAAAAAUUACAAGGAGAAGGACAUUGGUCAGUUGACUACAAUCGUGAAUGAUUUGGACACGGAUGUUGAAGGGUUGAUAAAAACCUUUGUCACAUUUGACAAGCAGUAUCAAAAUUUGGGCAAGACCCUUGACACAAUGCAAGUGAAUGAAUUGAGCGUAAAGAAUUUGAUUAAAGUUGCAGAAGAAAUCUCGAAACUGAUGAACAAAGACGAAAAUGAUCUUUACAAUAUACGUCAACAUAAUGAUAAAUUGCAAAGCAUCACUCGAGAGUCGAACGACUUGGCUAAACAAAUUGAAACUAGAUCCGAACAAUUGGCUAAAUAUGAAAAAAAAUAUGAUGAUUUAGAAGAGCAGUAUAAAAAGAAACUCGAGACAUUGACCGAAAAGUUGAAACAAACAAAUCAAGCUUUAGAUGAUGUGAUGAAGCUAAAAACAGAACGAGGCGAAGAGAAUAAGCGAACGAGUUCACUUAUCAAAAGAAUCGAGCAGGAAACUGAUGAUAUAAUAAGCAACUUUGCCAAGGAGGUUAAAUUUAAAGAAGCUCAAUUGGCACAGUUACAGGAUCUACUCAAGUCUUAUAUAGAACGUUUGUCCAAAACGUUUCUCAAACAGAGAGAAGAUAGUUAG